AUGCUGUUGUCGAGGAAUGCCUGGGCCUUGAAAAAGUCUGUGUCCUACGGCGGAUACUUGACUACUUUCACACACACAGAAAGACCAUUGCGGUCCACUUGCCGUCUGCCGGUGGAUGGAGUCCAGGCGACUACACCACGACGAUAUUUUGCGGCAUGCCCGGGAUUUAGUGGCUUUCUGUUUCGAGUGUCUCAUGACCCGUUCAGCAGUCCCCAGCUUAGGAUAGGUUUGCCUAGGGGAGACAAAGCAACGACGCUGUGGCCGGGACGGACCUUGUUUAUCGAUUACAUGACGCAUUUGCCGAGGUCGUCGAUGGGCAAUACGUCAAUCUUCACAGCUGUCGACGCGGGCGGACCCGUUCUUUGGGCCACGGCUUUGCCGGCAGCCACUGCGAAGGCAGCGGCUAGGGAAGUCACAAAUAUCAACAAGUAUGCGGAAUGGGGCGGAUAUGAACUUAUAAGGUGCGAUAACGGAUCGCACUUCUUGGAGGAGUUCAUAGAUGAGCUUCAGUUCUUACACACAGAAGAACUUUCAAAGAACGCGCCGGAGACCCGACAUGGUGGCUGUUGGCAGCCGACUGCCCUAGCUGUUGUUGAGACCCCGCUUGCCGAGAUCAAUCACGGAUUCCGAACGGCAUUGUUCACCGCAGACUGCUUCGUGCGCUCAGCAGAAGGUAUGCUCGAAUUUCAGGAAGACCUUGCUGUCACCGAUUUGCAGAACGAUUCUUCUUGGGAUACGCGGUUGCAGGGCAUCGUCCGCCGCCUCUGCGAUAGGCCCCGCUUGUCGGACGGCGCUAGUAACCUCGUAGCGUACCGCGGCCGAGGUCUUCGCGUACAGGCCGUAGAGCCGCAUCUGUUGUGCGUCCCGGUCACCGACCCUGCGCCCGCCGAGAUUGGAUCUUCGUUGGCAACAGCUCUUUGUCGCACAGUUGCGGAGCGCAGAGCCCAGAUGGAUGCAGCUAACGUUGCAAAGCGUAAGCAAAGGAUGGGCGAUGUGAGAAACGAUCUUUCGCUCUGGUUGCGCAAGGGCCAAUUCGUUGCACGAUUGAGGCCUUCUCCCAGGAAGUGGGAGCCAAAAUUUAUUCGCCAAUUUUUUGUAAUUGCGAAGGCAGCGACAAACUCGGCAUACAUCGAACGGCUCGACGGUCGGACAUACACGGGCUUUAAUCCGAUAUCGGUCAGCCAGAUUGUGCCGAUCUCAAUGGCCCUUUCCGCUACGCGUGCAUAUCUGGUAGGCAACGGACUAAGUAACGAAGAGGUCAACAAACAGCUUCGCCACCUCUUGGCACUUGGCGUUGUGUACAUUCCUGAAAAUGCUGCGAUCUCCGAACUCAGAGACACAGACCCAGCGGCAGGAGACAUGUUCAAAACGUUCACAAACGAAGCGGGUACGAUUGUUGGCGUCUGGAAUGUGGAUGGCCUCAACCGGACGCUCGAAAAUUUCAGCCGAUGGCGACGCCUUCAACUUCUCUUGCGAACGACGCACAUCCUUUUUUUGCUUGAAUCUAAAAUUUCGAAACGAGAAGAGCAUCGUUGGACAGUUGCACUGUUGGAACUCGCUAACGAAACGUGUCACCACGAUUGGAGUGUUCAUUUCGCAAGUUCGGUAAUGCGCCCCGGUAACUUCGGCGUCGCAGUCCUUGCUCGUCGAGCUACACAGGCGUCACUCGAAUCCGGAGUCUUGCGUAGUACGGCAGGUACCGACGAUUAUGACGUUGCAAUCGAGGGACGAGUCGUCACGGCAUCGACUCCGAACCACACUUUUGUAGGUGUUUACUCGGUGAACUCACGGGCUGGACUCCGACGGAUACAUACGCGCGAAAUGUUCGACAACCGCUUGUCAGAAUAUCUGUGUGGUUUACGGGAUGAUGUCGGACGGGUCCGCCCGAUUGUUGUUCUCGGAGACUUCAAUGCAUUGUUCGACCUCAGUGCAGCGGGCAUUUCGCCGAAGGCACCGAGAACGGAUGAAAACGCAGAAAUAAUUCCAAGCUUGACGGAGCAAGAACAUCAUUUAUUUCACUCAGUCCUCGCAUUAACGCAUUUUCGGCGAGUUUCUGCAACACAGGUUGACAGAAAGGACGGCUGCACAUACACGUUCACCCCGCCUCGCUGCGAUCCAUCGAUCGGUUUUUCAUUGGACCACUUGCUUGUCCAUGGGGCCGUGCGUCGGGGACCGUCACUACAGUCCCGCUUUAGAUUCCUUCGACCCACGACUUGGGAAACACAAACUCCAGAACAGGAACCGCUAGAACUAGCAGUCUUGCAACCGGUGCAUAGCGAUCAUGGGUCACUCAUCACAUCUGUGGGCCACUAA
Amoebophrya sp. A25 is the source of this 2313-nucleotide messenger RNA. The record is from the annotation of a GenBank genome assembly. Lineage: Eukaryota; Dinophyceae; Syndiniales; Amoebophryaceae.